Messenger RNA from Macroventuria anomochaeta, 1559 nucleotides. Its product is annotated as acyl-CoA dehydrogenase NM domain-like protein. The record is from RefSeq and is a predicted model, not a curated record. NCBI's taxonomy places the organism in Eukaryota, Fungi, Ascomycota, Dothideomycetes, Pleosporales, Didymellaceae. Gene Ontology annotation, molecular function: oxidoreductase activity, acting on the CH-CH group of donors; flavin adenine dinucleotide binding. Bases 196 to 1542 code for a protein of 448 amino acids. The transcript has 3 exons.
GAUCGCGUUCGUGGGGGAAGCUGUCGACUCUCUUCCACCGACACAGCUCAAUCCAAGCUUUGCAAACGAAACCCGAGGCAUUAAUUCGAUGAUCGACGAUUUUAAGAGCAAGAUGAAGCUCGAAUAUAUAUUAUUUGAUCACGGCUGAAGCCAUUACUAAUAGUCUUCUCACUACACAGCAACAGCACUCCCGAGAUGACUACAGCAUCGCAAAGGAUUCCAGCUGCCGUGCGGCCACUUGUCAGCGAGCGCGCAAAGAAGACUCUUGACACUGUCGAGAAGUUUGUGAACGAAGAAUGCAUUCCUAGCGACGCCAUUUACAGAGCUCAGCUGGGCCAGGGGCCCGGCCGCUGGAGCUACCCACCCAUCAUGGACGACCUCAAAGCCAAAGCGCAAGCUCUAGGCCUAUGGAACAUGUUCCUCGCAAAGGGCCACUACAAAGAGGGCGCAGGCUUCACGAACCUUGAGUACGGCCUGAUGUGUGAGCAAUUCGGCAGAUGUGUGACCGCGUCUGAGGCCACAAACAACGCCGCGCCUGAUACAGGCAACAUGGAGCUUCUCGCCAAGUACGGCACCGAGGCGCAGAAGAAGAGGUGGCUGGAGCCACUGCUGAGAGGCGAGAUCAGGAGCUGCUAUGUCAUGACUGAGCCGGACACUGCGAGUAGCGAUGCGACCAACGUCCGACUGAGCAUCAAGCGCCACGGCGACAGCUACGUGCUCAACGGCCAGAAGUGGUGGAUCAGCGGCGCUGGCGAUCCCCGAUGCGCCGUCUACAUUGUCCUGGGCAAGACGGAUCCAGACCACGUUGACAAGUACAAGCAGCAGUCGAUUAUCAUAGUGCCCUCCAACACCCCAGGUAUCGAGGUCAAGCGCAUGCUCUCUGUCUACGGCUACGACGAAGCACCGCACGGGCACGCCCAUCUGAUCUUCAAAGACGUCCGUGUCCCCACAGACAACAUCGUGCUGGGCGAGAGCAGAGGCUUCGAGGUCAUGCAGGGCCGCAUGGGCCCGGGGCGCAUACACCACUGCAUGCGCUCUAUCGGCGCCGCAGAAGAAGCUCUCCGUUGGCUCCUCAUGCGCGCCAAUGCCCCACACAAGAAACCCUUCGGCAAGCUCCUCUCCUCCCAAGGCGUAAUCGUGCACUGGAUAGCAAAAGCGCGUAUCGACAUCGAUGCAGCGCGCCUCAUCGUGCUGAACGCCGCCGCCACCAUCGACGCCGGAGACGCAAAAUCUGCGCUCGUCGAGAUCGCGCAGGCGAAGAUCCUCGUCCCGAAUAUGGCGCUCGAGGUCAUUGACAAGGCGGUGCAGACGUACGGUGCGCAGGGCAUUUGUCAGGAUACGCCGCUGGCGGCUAUGUGGGCGCAUGUGCGGACCGUGAGGAUUGCGGAUGGGCCCGACGAGGCGCAUUUGGAGCAGUUGGGAAGGAGGGAGAAUAGGAGGGCGGAGGAGGCGACUAAGUUGAUACAGAAACAGAUGGAUAUCACGGAGGCACUGUUUAGGAAGUGGAAUGUGAGGGAGAGUGGACCUUGUCCUAGGUUGUAGCUCUGCUCUGCUCAUCU